AUGAGUUCGUUCUUCAGCGCCGCAAUGCGCCUGCUCACGCAGAGAAAGCCGAGCGAAGGCCACAUGAGUAAUGAGCAUGAACAGACUUUCGCUGGGAGACCCCAGGCAGGAGAGCCUUCCAUGAUACCUCCUGUCCACCAGGAGUCUGGUGCUGGCACAAUCGUACCACGGACAGAUAACCGGCCUGUAUACCUCAACUCCAAUGAGGAUUCCCUCACUCUAUUCCGCCUGAUGUUGGGCAUCCAGUCUACACCCUACCUUGGGUUCACACUGUCGAGCCCGAUAGGAACACGUCCCGCCGCAAAUAUCGGUCUCUACGCGCGCAUCGUCCACUCAGAGCAAAAGGCAAAAGACAGUUUCAAAGUAUUUUCGGUAGUCAUCAAUGGAUGUUACUUUCUACAGAUCGUAAUAGCCGCCGCUCUGACGGCUCUAGGAGCAGCGGGUGCAAACUCGGGCGCCGUUACCGCUUUUGGUGCUCUCAACACCGUUAUUGCAGGUUUCUUAACGUUCCUCAAAGGAAGUGGAUUACCGGGGAGGUUGAAAUACUACGGCAACGAGUGGAAGAAGAUCCGGGAGUUCAUCGAACAGCGCGAGCGCGACUUUAUGCGACCAGGGCACAAUCUCAACGUGUACGAGGUGAUCGACACAAUCGAGAAGAUGUACAACAACCUUAAGGCCGAUAUUGAGUUGAACACUCCCGACAGCUACACGUCGGUGACGAACCAGCGGCGCGUGGGCGACGAGAAGGAGGCGAAGAUUGGCGGCAUCGAUAUGUCAAAGCUCGAAAGCAUUGCGACCAAGCUGAAGGGUUUCGAUAACGAAAAGCUUGACAGCCUAACAGCGAGCAUCACGCGCAAGACCGAGGAUGUCACCAAGUCCAUCCACGAGCACGAAAAGCAGAUAGGCGAGGAGGUCAACAAUCUCAAGAAGGACGUCAUCCGGGACGUGCAGAGCCACAAGGCGCACCUAGACCGCGAGGCCAAGCAGCGGGAGGCGCAGGCCCUCGCCGCCAUCAACGAAGGGAAGCAAACAGCGCGAGACGCAAAGGAGAGUGUCGAGGGACACGUACACGCGCGCGCACUAUCCACGAUCAACGACACAGGGCGGGCAGCGCAAGAAGGCAUCGACGCGACGACAAGCCAUGCGACGAGUUCCAUCUCCGGCUUGGUGAGGGAGAUAAGCGACAUCCAUCGCACCGCGUUGUCAGGCGGACGGCGAGCCGCGGCGCAGCAGAUCCGGAGUUUAGCCCUGAGACUAGGGGGACAUGAGGACGACGACGACCACGAAGAAGGAGCAAGACCAGGAGCGAGGAAACCCCAGGGAAAACCCGGGUCGUGA
Molecule: messenger RNA, 1338 nt
Organism: Xylaria bambusicola
Lineage: Eukaryota; Fungi; Ascomycota; Sordariomycetes; Xylariales; Xylariaceae
Exons: 3
Coding region: 1-1338 (445 amino acids)
Source: RefSeq, a predicted model, not a curated record